Myripristis murdjan (pinecone soldierfish) is the source of this 4158-nucleotide messenger RNA. It is a transcript of the gene rnf6, whose product is annotated as ring finger protein (C3H2C3 type) 6. Gene Ontology annotation, molecular function: ubiquitin protein ligase activity. Gene Ontology annotation, biological process: ubiquitin-dependent protein catabolic process; protein ubiquitination; positive regulation of DNA-templated transcription. Lineage: Eukaryota; Metazoa; Chordata; Actinopteri; Holocentriformes; Holocentridae. Gene Ontology annotation, cellular component: nucleus. The transcript is spliced from 4 exons. The record is from RefSeq and is a predicted model, not a curated record. The coding region runs from base 117 to 2273 and encodes 718 amino acids.
AGCCUGUUUCCGACGGUCAGUGUGAUGUAACACAACUGGUCCCAUCUUGGUUUGAGAGAGAGAGAGGAAACAGAAAGCAAACCGUCCAUAUUACAGCUGCUUUGUCAGCGCUUUUCAUGGUGAUGGACCCUCCCGGUGGGCGAGACGAGCGGCGGAGACAGGCAGAGCGUCUUCGGCGGGAGGAGGCAUACUAUCACUUCAUUAAUGAACUAAGUGAGGAGGAGUAUCGCCUAAUGAGAGACAGCAACCUGCUGGGCACCCCCGGGGAGGUGACUGCAGAGGAGCUCCGACAGCGUCUUGAUGGAGCAAAGGAGCGUGUGUCAUCACAGCCCCGUCCUGAGCAACGCUUGCAGACUGCAGAGACUGGAGAACAGGAGGGCAGUAGCGGUGAGGGAGAGGAGAGAGGGGCUGGAGGGAGACGAGGGACAGGGGCCACAGAGCCAGGCGCAGAAACUUCUAAUGGUGACUCAUUACUGGAGUGGCUGAACACCUUCAGACGCACCGGUAAUGCCACCCGCAGUGGGCAGAGUGGUAACCAGACGUGGCGCGCCGUCAGCCGGACCAACCCUAACAGUGGAGAGUUCCGCUUUAGCCUUGAGAUUAACAUCAAUCAUGAACAGCCAGAGCCAGGGGAGCAUAAUGACACCUCUGACUCUGCAGAGCUGCCAAUGGCCCCAAACACAACUUCAACUUCUAUACGCACGGCUUCCUAUUUCCCCACCCCUCGUUCUUCAACCUACGCUACUCCGAGGCCAGCUCCUUAUCCCUCCCCCCGACCGGCUUUGAGUAGGAGGGCCCAGACACGCCGCACGCGCAGCAGCACUGCCACUCCUCCCAUGAGCCCCCCAGCCCUUCCCACACCAGUGGCCCCCCAGGCCCCGGUUUUGAGGAGAGGUGUAGCCUUGCACUCUCCACCACCAUCACCUGUAAAUCCCCCAACUCCUCAAGAUCAGACUACGCCUUUGCAACAUCAGGUCCAGAAUGCAGCAUUAGAGCACGGGCGUGACGAGGUGACCUUUUCUCUGGACUGUCCCCGUAUAUCACCCCAGUCUGGAUCCCAGGCCCCCGCAGGGGGACGGGAGUCACGUGGCAGUAGGACUCGAUCCCGUGGCCGGGUUCGCAGGGCUGCUGCUGGCGGCGGGGCUUCAUCUCGAUUGUCAAGGCGAAGCCGUUCCCCCCUGCACAGAGCACCUGUCCCCAGUGCCACUCCACCAUCAGGCAGUGGUGUCAGCGGCUCUAACAUCCACAUUGUUGAGCCUGGGAGCGGAACAAGCUCAGUUUCCAUGGAGACAGGCGAGGCUGUCACAGAACCUGCUGCUUUAACAGAGGCAGGAGGAGAACAGGAAGGCGAGUCGCAUGUGGCAGGAGCAGGAGGUGCAGCAGUACGGCGCCACCCGACCAUCAUGUUGGACCUGCAGGUGAGAAGGAUUCGACCUGGGGAAAACCGUGACCGGGACAGUAUCGCCAGCAGAACACGUUCCCGUGCCAGAGUUGCUGAGAAUACGGUCACCUUUGAAAGCGACAGCGGUGGAUUUAGACGCACCAUCUCCCGCUCGGAGCGAGCUGGGAUACGCACGUAUGUCAGCACCAUUCGGAUUCCAUUAAGGCGCAUCAGUGAGACGGGCCUGGGAGAGCCCAACUCAACAGCUCUGCGUUCUAUCUUGCGUCAGAUCAUGACCGGUUUUGGCGAGCUGAGCUCCCUCAUGGAGACAGAGGCUGAUUCUGACACUGUUGCACCUAGCCACCCAGAUGCCAGUGGCACCAAUACUAACACCAACCCAGCCUACCGGGUACACGGAAAUGAGAGCGCAGCCGGUCAUGGUGGUAUAGGUGGGGCUGAUCAGGAGAGGGUAGGGCUGGUGGGAACUGAGGAGGACCAGGGUCAGGCCAGGCUAGGAGGAGGGGUAGCGAGCCCCUCUGAGGGGCGGGCCACCAGCAGAGACACCAACAACCUGGUAGAGAAUGGAACUCUACCCAUCCUGCGUUUGGCGCAUUUCUUCUUGCUGAAUGAUGAAGAGGACGAGGAGCACCCUCGGGGUCUGACCAAAGAGCAGAUUGACAAUUUGGCCACACGUACCUAUGGCCAGGCCAGCCUGGAGGGGGAGGUGGGCCGCGCAUGCAGUGUCUGCAUCAAUGAGUACGCCCAGGGCAACAAGCUGCGCCGCCUGCCCUGCUCCCAUGAGUUCCACAUCCACUGCAUCGACCGCUGGCUCUCUGAAAACAACACCUGCCCCAUCUGUAGGCAGCCUAUCCUCACAGUGCAUCAGGACUGACCCAUUUGUUCACAAACAUGCCUACCGUGCUCCCUGCUGUCUGAACUGAGCAUGCCCAAGUUGGCUGUGCAUGUACAUAGCGCUUUCAUGGUUUAAUUUCUUUGAGAAUAUCCAUUGUGUUGAAGCUGAGGAAGGUUGAACCAAAAGCGGGGAAAAGAUAAACAAACUAUAAAUGCAGAGAAUUAACAAAACUUUAUUUUUUUAGACUUUGUUUCCAGCACCUUGUUUUUGUUUUCAUUUUCUUCUUCCUGUGACCUUUUCUUCGGUUUCUGUCACAAUGCUUCAGAGGCCCCCCCAUCAAUGGAUAGCACUAAUGCUUAAGGAGCUCCUGUAGCUGCUGCUGACUAGUCUCAAUUUAUCUCUUCAAUGUCUGAUACAUGUGAUGCCUCUUUUUCACAAAUGGACUCCACCAAUCACUUCUAGACUUGAUUUAUUCAAUAUAUGAUGUAAAUAUCUCACCAACAAUUGUAUUUAAGGGUUUUGAAGCAAGACGCUCUUCCAUCCGUUUGUAAUGGAGGCAGGAAAACUUUUUUUUUUUUUUUUUUUUUUUUUUAGUCCUGCAUUUUAAAGCUCUGACAUCCAGUUUUAAAGUGUCCCUUCACAGUUGGUUUAGAAGUGUCUGAUUUAAUGGGACAAAGUUUACGAGUAUGUAUUUUUAAUUUCACGUUUUUAUUCUUUAUGUCUGGUGGUCUUUACAUUUGUUUGCCCCUCUCCAUACACCUCUCACAUACCAGUAAAGACAGUUUGCUAUUAAUCCAUAAGAUUUAAAAGUAAGUUAAAUCCUUCACAAUCGUUCACGUUGCUCAUAUGAACAGAACAAUUCAAAUGUAACACCCAAGGCAGAUGAUAAUCAGGAAGCCAGUGUAGUAAUUUAGUAGCAAACACUUGGUCUUUUGUCAGACAGUAGUGGUAACAGACAAGGAGUCGUGCAAUAAGGGGAGAAGAGACAGUGUUGUGUUGUGGUGCUGUUUGCCGUUUACACCUGAAGGUUCUCAGUUCAAAUUGGAUGCCUGAUUCUAAUCUCCACCUAAAAGAAGUCUUUCCAACUCUGAAUGUUCAAUAUUCCUUCUUAGUUCCUAUCCUGUCACUGUUUUUGAUCUGUGCCCCCUGUCAAACACUCAAAAUUCACUGAGGCUUUAUGAGCCUCUGCUGCAGCUUUUCCUCCCAACCUGCAUUUACUGCUGAUGGGAACUGUGAACAGCACAGCGCUCCCAAAUGAGGCCUGUGUUAAUGCCAGGGCCUGUUUCAGUUUUUGUACCAGUGCUAUUCCUGAAUAGGACAGUAUCAGCAGAAUGAUAUACAUGUAUGCUCUUACAUUUUGGUUUUACGUUACCUGUACAGAUACUGACAUUUCUAGGUGGAUCAUUCAGCUGUACCACCGAGUUGUUCAGUCACCACCAGGGGCACUAUGUUCAACAGCUUAGGAGAGCAGGAGCUACUACAUCUUUACAGUUACCACAUGGCCACAAAACUGUGCGAAUGUUGCAGUAUGUAAGGGUGUGUGAGAGUGGACAGUGUGUGUGUGUGUGUAUAUGGUAUAUUGCGUGUGUGUGUGUCUGUAUCUGUGUGGGUGCUGAAGCUGAAGGAAAGGCCUCCGUCGAAUGUCCCAAUAACCUGGUUCUCAGAAAGCUUCUGUUCCUUGAUUGUCCACCAGAGACCGAGUUGGAGAGGGUUGUGGCCACCCAAUUCAGAAGUGAAUAUUUAUUCUGUUCCUAUUUAAUAAGGUGGAAAACAGCUUUUGAAAAAUGAGUAUGUAUUAUGUUACAAUGUGAUGAGAUUAAAUAAAACAGUUAAGAUGAAUAUGUACUAUGUUACUAUGUAAUAAAAUGAAGACAUGGGUUUUCUUCUCUGCUCCUUAACAAUGGAAUAAAACAGCUGUACUUGG